UAUAUUUUCCUUCUCAAACCUUAUCCCUUGAGUUAUCCUCAGCCAUGGCGUCACUGUUGCUAGCAUCACCUCCUCCACUUGUCAUUCAAUCUCACGCUACCUCUUCUCACCUUUCCUUCUUUCACUCCCAAACUCUCUUCUCCCCGCUCUUCACACCCCUUCCUUCACUCUCCGCCUCUGCCACCUCCACUUUUUCACCAACCCCUUUUGUCUACUGUGGCAGAGGCGACAGGAAAACUGCAAAGGGAAAGCGCUUCAACCAUUCAUUUGGAAAUGCAAGGCCAAAGGAUAAGAAGAAGGGUAGAGGACCACCGAGGCUUUAUUCUCCUCCGGCACCUUCCAAGAAAGACAAAUUCGAAGAUAACGAGGUCGUGAAGAUUGAAAUUGAUGAGUCCCUCUUUUCUGGUUGAUUUUUGUGGUGAAAUUGUAAUUUGUACUAUUUCGUGGUUUAGUUGUUGAUAUAUGUGAUUCCAUUAUGGCAUGUACGAUUUGGAUUUUGAUAAUGUUAUAUCAGUUUUUAUUAUUUUCUUAGUUGAGUUCACCGUGCUUUAUUUGUCUUGUUUUAAACUCUAUUAUGAAGACUCUUGCUUUAGCAUUUUGGAAUUGGGGAUUGGAAGAACAGUAAUAAUUUAAUAAAAGAGAAUAAAGAAGGGUGAUAUUUUUAUCUUAGGAUUUGUGCUUCAUUGGAUAUUAUCUCAUUGAUUCUAAGCAACAACUGCCGCUUUUGUUAAUGAAAAGUCUGAGAUGUUAGUCAAAUGAGACAUAGGAGACGGAAAGGACUGUGAGCGCAUCCAUAACACUGGAAAAUGUUUCUGUUUUACUAAAUUAAACCGUGCCAUGAAAAUGCAUGAGAUGUUCUUAUACAGUAAUUCUGCUUUGUUCAAUAAGGUGCUUGGGUAUAAUGUGUUUUUCUAUGUUCAUCUCCAAAA
Molecule: messenger RNA, 929 nt
Organism: Abrus precatorius (Indian licorice)
Lineage: Eukaryota; Viridiplantae; Streptophyta; Magnoliopsida; Fabales; Fabaceae
Product: 30S ribosomal protein S31, chloroplastic-like
Exons: 3
Coding region: 45-410 (121 amino acids)
Biological process (GO): plastid translation
Cellular component (GO): plastid; ribosome
Source: RefSeq, a predicted model, not a curated record